CCUCGCCAGCGCGCAGGCGCGCAGAAGCCGCGGCGGGCUGGUGGGAAGCAUGGCGGCCUCCUCGCUGGGCGAGAAGGAGAAGGAGCGGCUGGCCGGCGGCUCGGGGGCGGCGUGCGGGAACAGCACGCGCGAGCGGCUGCUGUCUGCGCUGGAGGAUCUGGAGGUCUUGUCGAGGGAACUUAUAGAAAUGCUGGCAAUUUCAAGAAACCAAAAGUUGUUACAGGCUGGAGAGGAAAACCAGGUGCUGGAGCUGUUAAUUCACAGGGACGGGGAAUUUCAAGAACUGAUGAAACUGGCAUUCAAUCAGGGGAAAAUCCACCAUGAGAUGCAAGUUCUAGAAAAAGAAGUUGAGAAGAGAGACAGUGAUAUCCAGCAACUGCAGAAACAGCUGAAGGAGGCUGAGCAGAUACUCGCGACAGCUGUAUACCAAGCAAAAGAAAAACUGAAAUCAAUAGAAAAGGCAAGAAAAGGCGCCAUCUCCUCGGAAGAAAUCAUUAAGUACGCGCACAGGAUCAGCGCCAGCAAUGCCGUGUGCGCCCCGCUGACCUGGGUUCCCGGGGACCCACGGAGACCGUACCCAACUGACCUGGAGAUGAGAAGUGGGUUAUUGGGCCAGAUGAACAACCCCUCCGCCAACGGCGUGAACGGCCACUUGCCUGGGGACGCACUGGCCGCAGGCCGCCUGCCAGACGUCCUUGCUCCGCAGUACCCCUGGCAGUCGGGUGACAUGGCCAUGAACAUGCUGCCGCCCAACCACAGCAGCGACUUCCUGUUGGAGCCGCCGGGGCACAACAAAGAGAACGAGGACGACGUGGAGGUGAUGUCCACCGACUCCUCGAGCAGCAGCAGCGACUCCGACUAAGCAGCGUCAGGGCUGCACUGCUGGGGGGGGGUUCUCGAAAUGGCAGCCACCCGGCGGGACGAGCUGGGCGGUGCUGGAUGUGGUGGGGUUGCGCCCCGAUGAAAGAUCACAGUGGACUUUCUUUUAAAGCAAAGAUGUUUUAGUUCCAAGUCGUUCGGUGACUAUUUAGAGGAUAAUCAAAAUGGACUCUUGGGGGAAGAGGGUUCAGUGCAGUCCAGCCUUGCCCUGCUCCCUUCCAGCUGGGUUGGGCUUGCACGCAGUCGUUCGGGGGUGAGAUUGGAAGGAAACGACCCGUGUCCCUAUCACUAGUAGGCCUCCUGGAAUUAUCUAGAAGAGGCGGCGGAUCACGGAAUGUGCACCACGUCGAUAUAGCAGCAACCCUCACUGAGAGUGAAGGCUGUGCCCGGGGCGGGUCACUCGGUGGGUUGGGGUGUGGUCCCCGGUCAGGGCACACGCACACGCGAGAAUCGACCGGUGAGUGUGUCAGCAAGUGGAAGAGCAACUUGGUUUCGCUCCCCCCCACCCCAACCUCCUUCCUCUCUUUAAAGUCAACAAAGAGAAAAAGUAAAGGUUGUUGGCUUCUGUUAACAGAAACAGGAGAAAUUGCCUCAACUUGUACUACUUGUAAUUUCUGUAAAUAAACUAACUUAUUUGUACUCCU
Molecule: messenger RNA, 1523 nt
Organism: Artibeus jamaicensis (Jamaican fruit-eating bat)
Lineage: Eukaryota; Metazoa; Chordata; Mammalia; Chiroptera; Phyllostomidae
Gene: MED4
Product: mediator complex subunit 4
Exons: 7
Coding region: 50-862 (270 amino acids)
Biological process (GO): regulation of transcription by RNA polymerase II
Cellular component (GO): mediator complex; core mediator complex
Molecular function (GO): transcription coregulator activity
Source: RefSeq, a predicted model, not a curated record